Messenger RNA from Rosa rugosa (rugosa rose), 1030 nucleotides. Its product is annotated as G-type lectin S-receptor-like serine/threonine-protein kinase At1g61460. Gene Ontology annotation, molecular function: protein kinase activity; ATP binding. Gene Ontology annotation, biological process: protein phosphorylation. The record is from RefSeq and is a predicted model, not a curated record. The transcript has 6 exons. The coding region runs from base 375 to 992 and encodes 205 amino acids. NCBI's taxonomy places the organism in Eukaryota, Viridiplantae, Streptophyta, Magnoliopsida, Rosales, Rosaceae.
AAACUCAGGGACGACCCAAGUAACUGAUUCAGUUCGUACAACAUAAACACAAAGCAUGCAGCUUUGCUGGUUCUUUGAACUUUGAAGCCAAACAUGAAAACUGGGUUCUGCAUGAUGAGGAUGAUGAUCACAUGGAAAUAUCAAAUCCCACACGGGUUAAACUUGCUGAUAUGAUCGACCAACGAAGUUGGCGAUGACCAUCUUUGUCUGAUCUUGAAUGCUGCACCCAAAAAGGUGAAGGCAGGCCAAUAAGAUUAAUUCUCAGUCUCACAGCUAUUUGUUUGACCAGUAUCUUGGGUGCUAUAGUGUUUGGUUUGUACAGGUUGCGAGCUAACCAAAGAGGAAAAACCACAGUAAAAACAGGGAAGUAUGAAAUGGCUGAUAAGAUUCAGACUUCACGAGCCACUAUAAGAGAAUAUAUUGGAAAAGAUGAUCCAUCUGAGCUAUUGAUCUAUGAUUUUGAUAGCAUAUUAGUUGCUACAAACAAUUUCAGUCUUGCAAACAAACUCGAAAAAGGAGGAUUUGGCCCAGUUUAUAAGGGUAAGCUACUAGAAGGGAAGGAAAUAGCAGUAAAAAGACUGUCUAGUAGUUCAGGCCAAGGCAAAGAAGAGUUCAAGAAUGAGACUUUGUUGAUCUCCAAUCUUCAACAUAAAAAUUUUGUUAGACUCAUGGGUUGCUGUGUUAAAGGGGAUGAGAAGUUACUGAUUUAUGAGUUCAUGCCCAACAGAAGCUUGGAUACUUUUCUAUUCGAUCCAAUGAGAAGAGCAGUGUUGGAUUGGCCUUGCCGCUUCAAUAUUAUUCAGGGCAUAGCUAUAGGGCUUCUUUAUCUCCAUCACGAUUCCUGUUUGGAAGUAAUACAUAGAGAUCUGAAAAUUAGCGACAUUCUCUUGGAUGAGAAAAUGAACGCAAAAAUUUCAGAUUUUGGAUUGGCACGCAUUGUUCAAGAGACACCAGAUUUAGAAAAUAUUGAGAGGGUUGUGGGAACGCUGUAAGCAUCAUAACGAUGUUAUGAAGGUGACGACAGGCCACA